Messenger RNA from Melopsittacus undulatus (budgerigar), 748 nucleotides. RefSeq names its product distal membrane arm assembly component 2 (gene DMAC2). Gene Ontology annotation, cellular component: cytoplasm. The record is from RefSeq and is a predicted model, not a curated record. The transcript is spliced from 6 exons. The coding region runs from base 82 to 723 and encodes 213 amino acids. NCBI's taxonomy places the organism in Eukaryota, Metazoa, Chordata, Aves, Psittaciformes, Psittaculidae.
CUUGGCCACGCCCCCAGUGGGCGUGCCUUCCCCGCCGGCCUCUACCCCGCACCACGUGGCUGAUCACAUGGCACACCCAACAUGGCGGCGCCCACUGCGGGCCCAGUGCGCAGGCUCCUGCAGGGCCUCAGUCGCUGGUUCUAUGACGCGGAGGCUGCGCUGGAUUGGGCCGAGCGCGUGCGGCGGGUGCGGCUGCACCGGAAGAACGCGACCCACAUGCACCUGAAGGACAUCUACGGACCCAACGUGGCCGCCGCUGCCUUCACCCUGUCCUUGGGGGGGUCGGUCAGAUAUGAGGGGCAGGAGCAGUGGCUGCGGCCCCAUGGGCCCUGGCAGGAGCGGGUCCUGCAGCUCCGCAGUGUUCCUGUGUGGGGCCUGGACCUCAGCGCAUGUCCUGUGACCUACAGCGGCCUCGGGAGCCUGGAGCCCCUCCCCCACCUCGCGCACCUUGACCUCAGCGCCUGCCCCCACGUGGACGACUGGACCGUGGCGCGCAUGCGCGCUCUGGCCCCCUCCCUGCGCUCGCUGUCGCUCUCGCGAUGCCCCCGCGUGACCGAGCGGGGCUUGGCCACGUUGCAUCACUUCCGGGAAUUGCGGCACCUGGAUGUGAGCGGCCUCAACGUGCCCAGCCCGGGGCUGGUGCGGAUCCUGCUGGAGGAGAUGCUCCCGGGAUGCCGCAUUGUGGGAAUGGAGCUGGACACCCCCCCCAAGGGGACGACAUAAACGGGUCCAGGACCCCCCUGUUGAA